Trichoplusia ni (cabbage looper) is the source of this 349-nucleotide messenger RNA. RefSeq names its product guanine nucleotide-binding protein subunit gamma-1 (gene Ggamma1). The transcript has a single exon. Gene Ontology annotation, molecular function: G-protein beta-subunit binding. The record is from RefSeq and is a predicted model, not a curated record. Gene Ontology annotation, biological process: G protein-coupled receptor signaling pathway. Gene Ontology annotation, cellular component: heterotrimeric G-protein complex. Lineage: Eukaryota; Metazoa; Arthropoda; Insecta; Lepidoptera; Noctuidae. Bases 91 to 303 code for a protein of 70 amino acids.
AUUAAACCUUUUAAGGUUCGAGGCUACGCCCUGUUUUUCUUUUCAAAGUUUUAAUUUACCUUCAACAUAGGCCUAUCAGACACUGCCGUUAUGGACAUGAUGGUAUCAACAUUGCAACAGCAACGAGCUGUUACAGAACAGCUCAGAAGAGAAGCAGCUAUAAAACGCAUACCUGUGUCUGUAGCUGUAUCAGACAUAGUCAAAUAUAUCAAUGAACAUGAGCAGGAGGAUUGUCUACUUGUUGGAUUUUCCAGUCAGAAAGUCAACCCGUUCCGUGAGAAAAGCUCCUGCACUGUUCUCUAAGUUUAUUAAUGUGUAUCUAAACCUAAUUAAAUGCUUCAGAAAGGAA